Macroventuria anomochaeta is the source of this 717-nucleotide messenger RNA. RefSeq lists its product as uncharacterized. The transcript has a single exon. NCBI's taxonomy places the organism in Eukaryota, Fungi, Ascomycota, Dothideomycetes, Pleosporales, Didymellaceae. Bases 1 to 717 code for a protein of 238 amino acids. The record is from RefSeq and is a predicted model, not a curated record.
AUGUCCUUCAGCACCUCUUUCGACUUCACCAACACCCGCUGUUAUAUGUGUUCAUACGCCAGAAGUCAAGGCGAAAGAACUUGCAGCGUCUGCUUGGGUGCAGCUCGACUCGAUAAUAACAACUUCUCAAAGCCCACGAACAUCAGCCCCAGACGCGAACCACGCUACAUCCGAGCCUCUAUGCUUUGGUUGAUCAUGGAAAGAUACGGGAGCAACAUCACAGCGCUCAAAAUGGCGUUGGAAGCCGCCGUAAAAACCAUGGACAACGACAAGAUGCUUCCGAUGAAGCCAGACAACCCCGCUGUUAUGUUGGCGAAGGGCGACUUUGGUAAAAACGUACCGGCGAUCUGGCUUGAGCCAGCAGAGGGCGCGGCGCCGACGAUGGACUUUUGUUCCUGGACAAACCUUGAAUGUCCAACAUGGGGAGGCAACGAGGUCUACGUGUGCAUGGAGAAAGGGUUUGAAAGGUCGGUCCAUAUCAGAAGCGGGGAGUGUGAAAAGUGUGUGUUGGGGGUAUGGAUGAAUGCUGGCGCUCGUUUGAUGCUUGGGGGUUGGACUGAGUUGGAGGAAAGGCGACUGGACUGGGAAGAUGACUGUGAUUGGAAGACAGGAGAACAGAAGAAGAGGGGAGUGAAGCGUGCGUUUCGCACUUUUCGAAAGAGUUUUCGAAAGUGUUUUCGAAGUCGAGACCCACGGCAGAAACUCAUCUGGGAUUGA